Molecule: messenger RNA, 1518 nt
Organism: Sodiomyces alkalinus F11
Lineage: Eukaryota; Fungi; Ascomycota; Sordariomycetes; Glomerellales; Plectosphaerellaceae
Product: pseudouridine synthase
Exons: 2
Coding region: 1-1518 (505 amino acids)
Biological process (GO): mRNA pseudouridine synthesis; tRNA modification
Cellular component (GO): mitochondrion
Molecular function (GO): pseudouridine synthase activity; RNA binding
Source: RefSeq, a predicted model, not a curated record
AUGGCGAAAAGUAGCGUCGUCGAAGGCGUUUUCGCCAUCAACAAGCCUAUUGGUCUUUCUUCUGCGCAGGUGAUUCGCGAUUGUCAGCAGCACUUCAAUCCUUCGGCCCUCUUCGCCCCUCUUGUGGAGCAAGAGGUUAAGAAGCGAAUCACUGAGCCUAAGGGACAAUUUAAGAGGCGCAGCCUCGCCAAGAAGGCUGCUCGCGUGAAGAUGGGACACGGAGGCACCCUGGAUCCGCUCGCUACUGGCGUCCUGAUCCUCGGCGUCGGCUCGGGCACAAAAUUCUUACAGUCCUUCCUCGAUUGCACCAAGACAUACGAGACCAUCGUUCUCUUCGGAGCCGAUACGGAUAGCUACGACCGCACCGGUAGGAUAUUGACGCGGAAGCAGUACGACCACAUCACCCGGGAGUCGGUAGAGAAGGAACUCGACAGUUUCCGGGGCAAGUUCGAGCAGAUCCCGCCUCUGUACUCUGCCCUGAAGAUGGAAGGAAAGCCACUCUACGAAUACGCCCGCGAGGGUAAGCCCAUCCCGCGCGAGAUUGUGGGGCGCGAGGUCGAGGUGAGGGAGCUUGAACUCCUGGAGUGGUACGAACCCGGCACGCACAACCACCGGUGGCCGACGGAAGAAGCCGAGACGGCCGAGAAGAACCUCGCCGAGCAGGUCUGGCGGGUCGAGAAGCAGCAGAAAGCCACCGGCGCGAAGAAGAUGACCCCGGAGGAAGCCCUGGAGGAGGCCAAGGCCGCGUCGGCCCACGAGUCGCUGAAGCGCAAGUUCGACCAGAGACAAGACGAGCUCGUAAGAGACAUACCAGCUAAGCGAAGGAAGUCCACCAAGCAGGUUGCGCUAAUGUCAGGUGCGUUGGGACAGCUCCCCGCAUCACCGGCCACCGAGGGGAAGGGGCACAUCGACGUCUCCCCGCCGUCGGCCGACUCCCCGCCGCCUUGGACCGAUAAGGGCCCCCCCGCCGCCCGGAUCCGCAUGACCGUCACGUCGGGUUUCUACGUACGCAGCUUCUGCCAUGACCUGGGUGUCAAGGUCGGCUCGGCCGCCAUGAUGGCCGAGCUCGCCCGGUCGCGACAGGGCGACUUCUCCCUAGGUGAGAACUGUCUGGAAUACAGCGACUUGGGGAAGGGGGAGAAGGUAUGGGCGCCCAAGGUGGCUGCCAUGCUUGAGGCGUGGAAGGAGAAGCAUCCCGACGGCCCGGCGCGUCAGGAAGCGGCGAGGUCAGACCGCAAUCAGAAUUUGGGAAAACGACAGGCCAACGGCAACGGGGAGCAACCGGAGCCCAAGAAGCAGAAGCGAGAGCGCGCUUCGGAUGGGGAGGGCGCGGCAGAGAAGAGGAGGAGGAGAAACUCCAGCUCGGCGGAUGAGGCCGAGGCCGAGGUUGAGAAGAAGCAGCACGCUCGGUCUUCGCCCUCCCCCGUGGCUUCUGGCGGCGGGGAGCAAGCAUCGAAAGAGGAUACCCCUCGGAAAGCAACCGAUAACGAGUCUGAGUGGGAAGGCAUCAAAGAUUAG